UGACUUUUAAAUUAUUUUAUUAAUGAUAAUUAAUUGAUCACGUGACCCAUUGAGGGGUGGGGCUGCCUAGCAGUUAAAUCUCAAAAUGAGUUUCUUUGGCAUUGGUCAGGGAGCAGACAUAAGCAUAGAACUGUCAGACUCAGAGAAGAGAAAGAAAGUUGAGGUGAAGAAUGAAGAAGGAAAGAAAGACAAACUCCCACUGUACCUUGACGGGGAGACAGUCUCGGGGCGGGUACAGAUCAACUUGAAAGGAAAGAAACUAGAGCACCAGGGAAUACGAGUCGAGUUUGUGGGACAGAUAGAGAUGUUUUACGAUAGAGGUAAUCAUCAUGAUUUCUUAUCUCUUGUACGUCAGUUAGCUCCACCUGGUGAACUCAACCAGUCCACCACUUACCCGUUUGAGUUCCUUCAUGUUGACAAACCUCAUGAAACCUACACUGGGACUAACGUGAGACUCAGGUACUUUGUACGAGUGGUCAUCAUUAGAAGGAUCUCUGACAUCGUCAAGGAACUUGACGUGGCGGUACACACCCUCUCUUCUUAUCCUGACAUCAUUAACAGUCUUAAAAUGGAAGUUGGAAUUGAAGACUGUCUCCAUAUUGAAUUUGAAUAUAACAAAUCAAAAUAUCAUUUGCGUGAUGUUGUAGUGGGUAAGAUUUAUUUCCUGUUGGUUCGUAUCAAGAUUAAGCAUAUGGAGAUUGCAAUUAUUAAAAAGGAAACCACAGGAACACCUCCAAACGUGUACACAGAAAAUGAACAAGUUGCGAAAUAUGAAAUAAUGGAUGGAGCACCAGUAAGAGGUGAGUCUAUUCCGAUAAGACUGUUCUUGUCUGGCUAUGAGUUGACACCAACCAUGAGAGAAGUUAAUAAAAAGUUCUCGUGUCGUUAUUACUUGAAUCUUGUCCUGGUUGAUGAGGAGGAGAGGAGGUAUUUCAAGCAACAGGAGAUUAUACUGUACAGAAAAGGCGAUGCAAAGAGCGCUAGGAAAGCAACUGCUAAGGAGUAGAUUAUUAAUUAAUUAAUUAAUAUUAUUAUUAUUUACUGUGUUGCUGUUGUGUGUAUAAAAAUAAUUAUUCCCUUUACUUGAUUAACUGACA
This is a messenger RNA of Amphimedon queenslandica, 1097 nucleotides long. Its product is annotated as vacuolar protein sorting-associated protein 26B-like. Gene Ontology annotation, biological process: intracellular protein transport. NCBI's taxonomy places the organism in Eukaryota, Metazoa, Porifera, Demospongiae, Haplosclerida, Niphatidae. The record is from RefSeq and is a predicted model, not a curated record. The transcript is spliced from 8 exons. Bases 86 to 1006 code for a protein of 306 amino acids.